AUGGUGUCAUCUGACAAGGGGAUCCAAUUCCUAGAUACUUGGACGUUCAUCGAGGAUUCUAGACUCAAAACCGAUUUGUUCAUUAAACCGACUGACAGGAACAAUUUAUUAAGGAGGGCACCAAACAUCAAAGAUAAGUUGGUAAAAACUGAUGUCAGCAAUUUUAGAAAGGAUCUAGCAUCCGAGUUAAAAUCCGGAUGUUUCCCAUGUAUGGAAUGUGAUAAUUGCACCAUGAUGCUUACUGUGUUAGAAAUCCUCUCAGGGAAAGGGGGCAAGUCCCUCUCUGUGGUGGUGGGAGGUUUUAAUGCUCAAGAAAACUUUCUUCUAACAAUGGCAAACCAGACUAAUGUGAAAGAAUUUAUUAUCCUCGGAUUCUCCAAUAUCCAACAAUUUCAAACAUUUUUGUAUGUGUUUUUCUUGCUUAUUUACAUCACUGCUCUCGCUGUAAAUAUAUCUCUUAUCAUCAUAAUUCGGUUUGGUCAACAGCUCCAUAAACCCAUGUAUUUCUUACUUGGAAAUUUAUCCUUUUUGGAAUUAGGUUACAUUUCAGUAACAGUUCCUAAAAUUAUAGUGGACAUCCCAAGAGAAAGAAAAAGCAUUUCUUUUUCUGGUUGCAUGACUCAGCUUUUCUUCUUUACUUUCCUUGGUGCCACAGAGACCAUUCUACUUGCAGUAAUGUCCUUUGAUCGAUUUUUGGCAGUGUGUUACCCAUUGCGCUACUCAAGCAUCAUGAGUCAUAGGGUCUGCUUCAUCCUAGCAGCUUCAUCCUGGGUCCUAGGCUUCCUGACCACUUCAUUUCCUAUUAUCAAAAUAUCACAGUUACAUUUUUGCAGUGCCAAUGUUAUUAACCAUUUCUUCUGUGAAUCGGCUCCUUUACUAAAACUGUCUUGCUCUGACCCUUACUUCAAAGAACUGACCGUUAUAAUUUGUGCAUCAUCAGUCAUCCUAAGCUCUGUUCUGCUUACUUUGAUGUCCUAUGGAUAUAUACUUCAAACUAUUCUGAGAAUCCCAUCUGUUACAGGAAAGCAGAAAGCAGCUUCUACCUGCGCUUCACACCUUAUAGUGGUUACCACUUUCUAUUCAACAAUGUUUGCAAUGUACAUUAAGCCCACUGCUAGUCAAGGAUCACUAAAUAAGGUGAUGGCAUUGUUCUAUGCUGUCUUUACCCCACUUGUCAACCCAUUCAUUUACAGCUUACGUAACAAGGAAGUAAAAGAAGCACUUGUACUGUUUUUAAAAAAAAGAGGAUUAUGA
Hyla sarda is the source of this 1254-nucleotide messenger RNA. Its product is annotated as olfactory receptor 6B1-like. Gene Ontology annotation, molecular function: olfactory receptor activity; G protein-coupled receptor activity. Gene Ontology annotation, biological process: G protein-coupled receptor signaling pathway. Lineage: Eukaryota; Metazoa; Chordata; Amphibia; Anura; Hylidae. Gene Ontology annotation, cellular component: membrane. The transcript is spliced from 4 exons. The record is from RefSeq and is a predicted model, not a curated record. Bases 1 to 1254 code for a protein of 417 amino acids.